AUUCCGUUUCAAAUAAUUUCAAAAGAUUUGGGUUUAGGAAAUUUUAUAAUAAUGGGACUGCUUAUUGGAUUAGUGGCUGGAUUUGUAUUGCUGAUGCUGCCUAACUCCAAUGCUGAGAUUGUCGGUUGUGAUUUCUUCGAUACUGUAGAUAUCUCUGAAGGUAAAAGACUCGCAAAUGGUUCAGUCCUUUACGAGGACCUUCUCAUUCCCGCCGAUUUGACGGGCGAAUAUGACUUUAAGCUUCUCGGCAACGGAUCGAAGGAGGCGGUAGCAAGUCACAUAAGAGGAUGUGUCUGCCAACUGAGGUCCUGCGUCCGGUUUUGCUGCCCCCACAACCACUUAAUAAAAUGGGGCGCCUGCAACAGUAACACGACAACGGACGAGCUGAGUAAUGUCGAUCCCUUCCUAAGCGUGACGCUCAACAACGGCUCGGUGGUUAAAAUGCACUACAGAAAAGACCUAGUGGUUCAGUGGGACUUGCCCAAGCCCUGCCAGGAAGCCGAUUUGUACUUCCUAGACGACCAAGUAGAAAUGGAAAAAUACACAUUGCUUGAGAACGAAACUCUGUUGCGCCACUUUGACAGUGUGAUCCUGGACAAGGCGGAUUACUGUUUUCAGCAUCUUCUUUCCGAAGAUGGUAAUGUCCGAAUAACCCCUCACCAUUGCCCCAUGCUCACUUAUAGAGAGCCUUCUAACAUUGCCCAGGCAGAUGUCGAGACAGUUGCCCAGACAGUUGUGAUGAUCCUAUCGUUGACAUGCAUGGUCCUUACGAUCGGCGUUUAUCUCUUCGUUAAGAAACUGAGAAAUUUGUAUGGCAAAUGCUUUGUCUGCUACAUGAGCAGCCUGUUUCUGGCCUACUUGCUCCUGCUGCUUGACCUGUGGCACCUAACCUCCGGCCUCUGCCUAACAGCAGGAUUCCUGGGCUACUUUUUCGUCAUGGCUGUCUUUUUCUGGCUCUCUGUAAUCAGCCUGGACCUCUUUAAUGGGAUGAAAGGCGUCCUUGUGUCGGAGAAUCGGUUUCUGGCCUACAACUGCUAUGCCUGGGGAAUGUCGGUGGCCUUGACCGUAGUCACCUUUUUGGCUGACAAGUUUGUAGAAAACCAGGACUGGAAUCCUCGAAUGGGAGCCCUAGGCUUCUGCUGGAUCUAUACCAAAGAGUGGUCUGCCAUGCUCUACUUCUUCGGACCGAUUUUAGUGCUGAUUCUCUUCAACAUGACGUUGUUCAUCCUGAUGGCCAUACCUUUGAUCAGUUCUAAAAGGGCGCUGAGGAAAUUCGCCCGCAAGGAAGGCAGGAAGCAGAAGCUUAAAUCGGACAAACAGAAUUACGCAUUGUUUCUGCGGCUCUUUGUCGUCAUGGGAUUGACGUGGAGCUUGGAGAUAAUAUCCUACUUGGUGCAGAAUACAAAGUGGGCCAAGGCCCUUCUGGUGGCGGACUAUCUAAAUUGGUCUCUGGGUCUUGUCAUAUUUGUGGUUUUUAUUAUGAGAACCAGUACGCUGGACCUAUUAAAGAUGCAAAUAUUGCCAAAGCAUCAGCGGAGUGGCCUAAGUAUUAAGUCAAAAGUAAGUCGAACGACGACUGCGGAAUCCCUCUCUCAGUACCCAGGUCCAAACCAGAGCUUUUCGAUGCAGAACUCAUCCAGUGCCUAGAAAGGCAUUCUAAUAUAUCUACGAUUUGAUAUCCCUCGCCAAAUUUAAAUAUUAAUUUUCAUCAAGUAGAGACCUUAUAAAUGUUGUUUUAAGUCAAGAAUACUAUUACUAUUCAUAAAAAUAUAACGAUUAUAAUAACAACAAGCCCAGUACAAGCAUUCCUACACAUUUAUGUAGAGAUUAAUUUAAGAGCUCGCUUUUUUACCGAGAAGCAUUAUCAGACAUAAGGGGAAAUUUUGAUGAUGAUUCAAAAAACAUUUUUUUUGUGACCUCGAGAAGUUUGAAAUAAAUUCUGAUAUCAAAAUAUA
Drosophila biarmipes is the source of this 1955-nucleotide messenger RNA. Its product is annotated as probable G-protein coupled receptor Mth-like 2. Gene Ontology annotation, molecular function: G protein-coupled receptor activity. Gene Ontology annotation, cellular component: membrane. The coding region runs from base 52 to 1647 and encodes 531 amino acids. The transcript has 7 exons. Gene Ontology annotation, biological process: G protein-coupled receptor signaling pathway; cell surface receptor signaling pathway. NCBI's taxonomy places the organism in Eukaryota, Metazoa, Arthropoda, Insecta, Diptera, Drosophilidae. The record is from RefSeq and is a predicted model, not a curated record.